AUGAGUUCAAUCACAACAGCAGGGUUCCAGACCUUACUGAGGACAGUCGGUGUCGAGCACUUAGUCGCUGUGGGUUCGAAGCUGGACGGUCUUUCGGAUCUUCUCGACGCCUACCGUUCGCAUCUUGUCGAUUUCAUCGUGCGAGAGACGAAGAUAUCCGUCGACUGGGCCCUGGGAUGGCUUCGGUGGCCAAGCGAGGUCGGUGAUCUCACGGUUGUGGUGUCCCGACCGCGGUUGCAGGAUCUUGAUCCCAUUGCGGGUGCAAUAGAGCUAGCCAAGACGCCAUUUCCUGACGGAAUCAAUUUGAGGUUCAUUCUCUCUGAGGCAGCCCUCUGGCGCCUUGUGAUUCCAUUCAUACUUGAUCGGGCACACGGAUAUGGAGUACCUGUGCAGGGUUCUGCGGAUUCGCAGACUGCAAACGUCAAGCGAAGAGUAUUGAUCGAGUUUUCCUCGCCGAACCUGGCGCGGGGAUUCGAUGGCAACCACCUCCGAAGCACUAUCGUGGGCAACUUCCUUGCUGCUUCGUACGCGACAACGGGAUGGGAUGAUGGUCGAGAUUUGGGUUGGCCGGAGAAGCUUGAGCGCAAACCGCUUGAAUACCUGCUUGAUUUGAGUACGAAAGUCGAGCUCUUGAGACACGACUCCGGGUCUGCCAUUCAUGGCAACGAUUCCAAUGAUGCCCUAGAUCGAAGGGCGAUGCUCGACACUGAGAAGGAUACCUUCUUCAAAGACCUUGAGGAUGGCAAUCUCAAUGCGCUGAAAUUGUGGAAGCGAUUCCACGAUGCUGGAAUUGCCGCUUACAAGCGCUUGUAUCGUCAUAUGAACGUGACCUUCGAUAUCUUCUCCGGAGAAUCGCAGGUCAGCGUCGACAGUAUCAGCGAGGUGGAGCAAUGUCUGACUGCUGCCGGAAAGUAUGAGCUGAGUGCAGGCGCUUGGGUCGUCGAUUUCAAGCAGCAUGGACAUGCGGGCCUUGGGAUCGGCAUCUUGCGAUACAAGAAUGGCACCACAAGCUAUCUGCUCCGGGACGUUGCCGCAGUCCUACAUCGUGCGAAAGCCUUCCUGUUCGACAAAAUGCUUUAUGUUGUCGCAGCGAAGCAGGACUCGCACUUCAGACAGGUCCUUGUCUGCUUGCAAAUGAUGGGCUUGGCCGAGUUGGCUCAGAAGAUCGAGCAUGUUAGAUUCAGUCCCAUCAAAGUCGCCUCGAAUGGCACUCAGUCAGCUGGCAACAUCGUCGCUGAUCUCUUAGAGGACGCCUGGCUGAGUGCAAAGCAUACAGAUGCAGACAGAGAAUGUCAACCCGGCAGGAGCAGUCCUGGUACGUCAACAGUCUCAGGCGACGACUGGCCGGAUAUUGCAAGCCUCGCGGUGCAGAUUCUGUCGAGCAAGCGCGCCAGCACAGUGUCACUGAACGCGGACAUGCCGACGGAUCGGAGUGCAUGCGAUAUGUUGUACGGCUGCCUCCAUCUGCUGACACAAGCGAUUGAACAGCACGCCUCCUGCACAGUCAGCUCGACCGGAUCGAACACCUCCAGCCCGCUGGAGGGAGGGGUAUCUUGA
Messenger RNA from Cyphellophora attinorum, 1557 nucleotides. Its product is annotated as Arginine--tRNA ligase, cytoplasmic. The coding region runs from base 1 to 1557 and encodes 518 amino acids. Gene Ontology annotation, biological process: arginyl-tRNA aminoacylation; mitochondrial translation. Gene Ontology annotation, molecular function: arginine-tRNA ligase activity; ATP binding. The transcript has 3 exons. Gene Ontology annotation, cellular component: mitochondrion; cytoplasm. Lineage: Eukaryota; Fungi; Ascomycota; Eurotiomycetes; Chaetothyriales; Cyphellophoraceae. The record is from RefSeq and is a predicted model, not a curated record.